UCGAAUAGGUUUGCUCUUACAAUACAUACAGAAAUAAUGCUACUGGUACAGCAGCUGCUGUACCUGUAGCAGCGUUGGAUCAGCAGCAAAAGCAAUUGGGGUUAUGGUUUGGUUCAGCUGAAGGUCCCGAAAAAACCACGACCGGUGAAUGCGAAGACUCUGGUAUUGUAGAGGUGAAUAAGAGGAAGAGGAGAGAGGAGGAAAAAUCCAGCUUGGAUACGGCGCUGAUCGACGACGGUGACGGUAUUCGUUUGAUCAAGAAAUCAAAGAGGGAUGAUAUAAAAAGUGCUGAAUUUAGUGAUGAUAUAAAAAGCUCUGAUUUGGGUUCCAGUUUAAAGGGAGAAAAGAGCUCUGAAUUGGGUUCUAGUUUAAAUAGAGAAUCAGAACCAAAUGAAUCUUUGGAGUUCGGAAAAUACUCCGAUUUGGGUUCCGAAUUUGAGGAGGUGCUGAAGCAGGUGGAGGGGAAGUACUUGGAUUCGGGUAUGACGGAGAGGAAGAAGAGGAAGAGGGAUGAGAUUGAGGCGGAGUACAAGGAAAGGCGAAGCGGGGCUAUGGGGAUGAAUGAAGGAGGAGGAGGGGGAGGGUUGAGAGAGAGGGUAGUUGGGGAGAAGAGGAAACAUGUUGAUGAUCCAGUGGACAUGAUGAUGGUCCCAAAGGAUGAUGGCUCUGAUGAUGAGGCAAUACUUUUGAGGACUGUGUUUGUUGGGAACUUGCAGUUGAAGGUUAAGAAGAAGGUUUUGGUUAAGGAAUUUAGCCAAUUUGGAGAGAUUGAGUCUAUCAGGAUUCAGUCCGUUCCUUUAUUGGAUACCAAAAUACCAAGAAAGGGUGCAGUAAUCCAGAAGAAAACUAGUGACGCUGUUGAUAGUGUUCAUGCAUACGUAGUCUUCAAAACAGAGGAGGCUGCCCAGGCUUCCUUGGCCAAUGAUAUGGCAUUGGUUGGAGGAAAUCACGUCUGUGUUGACAGGGCAUGCCCACCACGCAAGAAACUAAAGAGAGUAGAUGCUACACUCUAUGAUAACAAGAGGACUGCUUUUGUGGGCAACCUGCCGUUUGAUGUGAAGGGUGGUGCAAACUUGGUUUGUAAAAAACGUAGCUUGAGGCUCCGGAAAUGUGAACUAAGGCUCUAUCAUGCCAGAUCAAACCUCACACCAUCUAAGAGGAAACACUCAUCACCUGGAGAGGGAGAGGAUUCUAAUACAAAGAAGUUAGCAGUGGAUUUAAGGACUUCAGACAAUGGCAACAAGGUGAAAACAAAGUCCGGUAGCUCGCACCAGGGUCUGUGGGCAAGUACAUCUGGUGCUUCAGAACAAGCUGGGAAAAAACGCAAGCUGGAAAGCCAGACUCCAGAGAGUUACCGAUCGAACAAGAAACUCAGGAAACUCCGGUAGGAUUAAAUCCAAUAAACUCAGAAGAAACUCAGGAAACUCCGGUAGGAUUAAAUCCAAUAAAUUCCUUGGAUAAGGGACAUUGCUCAGAUAUACUUGUAACUUUCUGCUGAUAGGGUCAAAUACCAAAACUGGCCACUGGGCUUUUACAUAUCACAUCAUUCCUUCACGUUAGAAGGGAAGAACCACUCGGUUGUUGACAGGAUCAUAUAUCACUGAUGUGUGAGAUGGCCACGUUGUUGUAUUAAUUAUACAAGUUUGUUCAUUGACUAGGCCAAAGGCAAAAAAAAAAGGCUAGAAUAAUUGAUGGUA
Rhododendron vialii is the source of this 1697-nucleotide messenger RNA. RefSeq names its product nucleolar protein 12-like. NCBI's taxonomy places the organism in Eukaryota, Viridiplantae, Streptophyta, Magnoliopsida, Ericales, Ericaceae. The record is from RefSeq and is a predicted model, not a curated record. The transcript has 5 exons. The coding region runs from base 483 to 1388 and encodes 301 amino acids. Gene Ontology annotation, molecular function: mRNA binding.